UGCAACACAGUUUGACGAUUUUCAUUUUCGGCAAGGUAUAUAGGGUGUGGGAUCUGCAAACCUUUUUUAUAUUUGUACUUGGCUUACAAGGAGCUAAGAAGUCCGAGAAAAAUGUUUCCUAUUCCCCAGCAUGUAUUGGAUUACAGUAACAGGGCUGGUUUUGAAGACCGGGGCCCCAAAAAGGAUCAUCUGCUGAACGUGGCCGAUGACCGGCUGGACAGUGGGGUGGACUCUAUGAAGGAGGAAGACUACGAGAGGAUGGUGAGGGACAUCAGCGAGAUCAGACUGAUGGACACUAGUGUAAUAGUCCAUGACGAACAGCCGUCUGUGGCAGACUUUUGGAAGUACGAAACAACCGAAGACGGGGACACAUUGUUGCAUCUUGCAGUUAUUCAAGGAGCAAAUGACAUCAUUUCACAAGUUAUCAAUCGAGCCGGCAAGGAUUCUACUUUCCUUAACAGACAAAAUAAUCUAAAACAGACCGCUCUUCACUUGGCAGUUAUAACUGAACAAGCUGAUGUUGCCAGCAAACUACUUGCUGUAGGCUGUGAUCCUGCUGCCCAAGAUUUCCGAGGCAACACUGCACUUCAUAUUGCAUGCGAGAGGGGCAGCUUAGCGUGUGUCUCUGUACUCACACAGCACUGCAACCAACAACAUAUCAGAUCUAUGCUUCACACCACCAAUUAUGAUGGGCACACGUGUCUUCAUGUGGCUUCUGUUUAUGGUUUCCUGCACAUAGUGGAACAGCUGAUUUCUUUGGGAGCAGACAUCAAUGCUCAGGAACCUUGCAAUGGCAGGACAGCUCUCCACCUAGCUGUAGAUCUUCAGAAUGCUGAACUUGUAUACCUGCUUGUUGGGCUUGGUGCAGAUGUUAACAGAGUCACAUACCAGGGAUAUUCACCCUUCCAGCUCACAUGGGGAAGGACAGACUCCAGGAUACAAGAAACAUUGCGUCCCUUAACCUCAAGUAACCUUCAGAUGCUGCCAGAUAGUGAUGAUGAAGAUGAUGAGAGGACAGACUCUGAAUCAGAGCUUUGUGAUGAAGAACCUUUGUAUGAUGACUGCAUUAUUGGAGGCUGGCGACUACAGUAAAGAGCUGCUUGUUCAGAAGACUGUAAAAAUGUACAUAUAAAAAUUUAUUUUUAUAAGAAAAUGAAAAAAAAAAAAAAUACAGCUGAUAUUAGAUGGAAUAAUGAAGAGGAAGGACUCUUUGAGCCAGUGUUUCUGAAUUGCAUAUUCUUUCAAAGACACAGAAGAUUUGUUGUCAGUUCUCAUAGGGGUCCAGUGAUUCUGAAAUGAGGUGUUCCUACUGAAGGUGCAGAAGAUUUGUAUUCAGCAAUUGGAAGAGGAAUUUCCAUUUUAAAACACCUCUACAUUUUCUAGAUAAAUUUUAUGAAGUGUAGUCAUAAGACUUAAGUAAAUUUGAACAUCAAAUGGUGAAAAGUGCCUUAUAGUACUGUAAUAUUUAAAAUGUACAAUAUGCUGCAUAUAAAACAACUGUAUAUACUGUAUGAUGUGUAAAUAUAUUUUUUAUACUUUUUUAAGGUUAUUUAUUAAAAACAUCUGAAUAUGA
Messenger RNA from Protopterus annectens (West African lungfish), 1573 nucleotides. RefSeq names its product NFKB inhibitor alpha (gene NFKBIA). The transcript is spliced from 6 exons. Bases 112 to 1092 code for a protein of 326 amino acids. The record is from RefSeq and is a predicted model, not a curated record. Gene Ontology annotation, molecular function: protein binding. Lineage: Eukaryota; Metazoa; Chordata; Ceratodontiformes; Protopteridae.